Molecule: messenger RNA, 3445 nt
Organism: Cuscuta campestris
Lineage: Eukaryota; Viridiplantae; Streptophyta; Magnoliopsida; Solanales; Convolvulaceae
Source: the annotation of a GenBank genome assembly
ACGCUAACAUACACUGGAAAUCAUCCAAUGAAGAAAAUCACCUUCUCCAGGAAUUACACUGUAAAUCAGAUUCAGUUUCGACAUGGAGGAGCAUCGACUGAGAACUCAGAGACUACUUACCUUUAGCGUGAAUAGUUACCACUUUCGGUGAAGAAGAGAUGAAGCAUCUCAAUUUUGGACCUCAAUCAAAUAAGAUCCGUGGAGAUUCUACGGGAGUUUCCAGCGAUCAAAAGGGAUGUAUUUUUGGACAAUUUCCUUCCAAUAGCAGCGAUCCGUGUUGAAUAGUUUCCUUGCAGGUUUUCUUUCCUUCUGCGAUAGCGAAGAUGAGAAAAGAAUAGGCGAGACGUCGGAGGCGGCGUGGUAUCGGGAGUUAAUGUUGUUUCUAUGUAACCCUAGAGCCAUGGUAUCUUCACUGCUAAAGAUGGUAGAAGAAUGCAUCCCUAUUGAUAUAUUGACGUUGGAAUCCAAGAAAUGUGUGAUUACAGCACGGGUGUCGCGCCUAUGGGAUUCUUACAGAUUUCAUGAUGAAAAAGACCUACUGAGUACAGAUAUGGUGCUCAUUGAUAAACAGGGCUCAUAUAUCCAUGCCUCCAUUAAGGAGAAUUUUUCGCAUUUGUUCAAAAACCGUAUUGCUGAAGGAAUUGUUAGAACUCUUUCAGAGGACUCCCUGGGAAUACCAACAUCAGCAAUAACUGAUGUGGUGGGCCAAGUAUGUUGCGAGGGAGAGGUUAUAAAUAAGAAUAGUCGUGGAAACAGUGUUCCUUCCUUGAUGCUUGAAUUACAUGAUCUAAGAGAUGAAAAAAUGCGGCUUACACUAUGGGGUGAGAGUGUUGAUAACUACAUGAGACAAAAAUCAUUGCUUGAAAAUGGAAUCAUUGUUGGAGUUUUCACGUCAACCUUGGUCAAGCGAUACAUGAUCGUUAGAUCUCUUUCAGAGGACUCCCUAGGAAUACCAACAUCAGCAAUACCGAAUCAUCGGUUUGAUUUACUUGAUUUUGAUAAGGUUGAGUCUAGAAUGGGGGAAACAUACAUUUUAACUGAUGUGGUGGGCCAAGUAUGUUGCGAGGGAGAGGUUAUAAAUAAGAAUAGUCAUGGAAACAGCGUUCCUUCCUUGAUGCUUGAAUUACAUGAUCUAAGAGAUGAUAAAAUGCGGCUUACACUAUGGGGUGAGAGUGUUGAUAACUACAUGAGACAAAAAUCAUUGCUUGAAAAUGGAAUCAUUGUUGGAGUUUUCACGUCAACCUUGGUCAAGCGAUACAUGAACAAUGCUGUUUUGUCAUCAACUUCAGCUACAAAGAUUUAUUUAGACCUUGACAUUGAUGAGGUUCUUGCCUUAAAAAAGAAGAGCAGUUCUUUGCCAAGGGGACAUAUAAUUCAACCGCUUAUCAUCGAGCAACAAGAGCUGGAUCGACAUGCUGUUUUAAGCAAAUUGAAAACCAUUGGCGAGGCUUUAGAAAUUACAAAGACAGAUUUUAAAGAUGCACUCUACUAUUUUGUGUUGCUACAAUAUAUGACAUCCACACCAAUAAUGGAUGGUACUACAACUCAUGUGGCUGCAAGGGAAUAAUUAAGGUGUACGGACGAAGUUUUUGGUGCAAGAAGUGCAAUAAGACAGUGAAUGAUCCCAUUCCAAGAUUUCGAAUUGAAUUAGGAGUCAAGGAUGCCACAGAUUGUACGAAGUUCAUUGUGUUUGAUGAUGUUGCUGAGAAGAUGAUAGGACAAUCUGCCCCUAGCAUAUAUGAUAUGCAAGAGAAACUGGAGGAGAGUGAAAAUUCUGUGGGCGAAGUACCUGCUAUUAUUGCAAACCUUAUCGGGCAACGAUUUGUUUUCUGUGUCAAGCUUACCGAAUACAACAGGACUGCAUAUAGACAGAGUUUCACAGCGAAUAAGGUUUUGGCGGAAUCAAUUUUGGAACAACCAAGGAAUGAAGAGAUGAAUGCUCCAACGGUGCAGCUGGCGCUCUAUGAUGAUGGACCAAGUAAAAGAAGACGUUUAAGUGAGGAGAAUGCUUGAGGCCAUGAAGAUUCACACGAAGAAUAAGAUGCAAUACUUUUCUUGCAAUGAUAUGAUGCUAUAUUACUUUUCAGUAUUUAGAAGUACAAAUAAGGGUAACUAACCCAAAAAGACUUUUUAAGCUUAAAGAGUUUGUUCGUUUUAGUCNUUCUCAGUUUUUGUUAAGAGGAUACGACCAAUUAUAUUAGGCAUAAUGAUCUGCAGGCUGUUAAGAAUAACUUUUAUAUACAGUAUAAAAAGGAUACACGGCUUACAAAACUAACACCCACUACAGUCUUGGUAAAGAAACCGCAUUAUCAAGCAGGAAAAAGGCAAUACAAGUCCCACACUGCAGAACGACAACAUCACUAAAUGAAGCAUACAUGUAUGGAAAUCCAUUAAUGAGUGUUUACGAAGCAAUGGCUAUACUGGACCAGAAACUGUGCUUGGUGCUGAAAGGAAUGCUGCUAUUUUGACACCAAAACCCGGUGCAAGGGAUCCAUCUGCAAUUCCUUCUAUAUGUCACAUAUCUGCUGCACUUCAGUCUACUGCAAGUUCACAAGAUUAAACUAACAAGAGACAAGGGAAUUUUACUACUUCAUGAUUCAAAUGACAAAGAAACUUAAUCUCAUCUCUUAUGCACUCUUUCUUAAAUUUUCUUAAUGCUGUAUUUUUUGAAGAAACUCUUUGUUAUACUAAAAAACCCACUUAAGACAACACAAAUAUCUCAAAAUAAAAAACCGCCCUUACUCACAUCCUUAUGUUUUUUAGCAUGGCUUUGUAUUUCUUUGUUCUAUAUUUCCCAAACAUCUGCUGCAACACUAUUCAGAAAGGCCUGGUCUUCUCUCACAAGAUUAUCAACUACAGCUCCUCUGCCCUAUCUCCCUGCGCAUCUCCUCGAAUCCCCAUCAUCGCCAUCAAAUUACAUACGAACCUGCUCGCCUUUAUCCAUUGAGAAACCAGUUCUGAGUAAAAAGCCAUUAAAUCGUCAUCUCCGGCUUUCCUUCCUCCUAGCCGCCGCUGAUGCAGCAGUCCGAUCGCCGCCACUGUCGCACCAAGUAGGUCGCCUUGUAUGAUGUUUUCUGCUUACUUUUAGACAUUUGCUGACUCACAAAAUAUUUCUUCUAUUUGCCGUUCCGCACAUCGAUCGACAAAUCAAUAUUCAACCAUCUUAUCUGGAUCCACUUCACAUUCUGCAAGUCACACGUGCCGUGAACACCGAUUCAUACCAAAAUCCAGAAACCCAUCACGGCCGUCUCGCCUUCCCAGUUCCUUUCUGCAUCUUCAAAAGUCCGGUUGCUGCCAAUUAAUCGAUUAGGGUUUGUCAUUUCAUAAGCUCUAUUUUUACCCCAUUAAUUCAUAAACCUAUAUAUAAGCUUUUUUCAUUUUCAUUUUCACUUAGUAUUAUUGUUUUAAAAAAUAUGCAUAUUGUAAAUAAAUGAUUUUAAUAUGU